UAUAUAUAUAUUUUUUUUAAAUGAAAACAAAAACAGAAAAAGGAAGAGUUAGAAUUUGCUUUCUCUUUCUCGAUCCCUCUCUCUCAAAAUCGCUGUUCCUCUCUCACCCACCGCCACCGGCCGCCGCUCUCAAUCCCUCUCUCACUGCUCUCAAUCUCUCUCCCUCACCUCGCCGUAACGCCGUUCAAUCUUCCGCCGCAGCCGCACCACUGCUCAGCUCACCGCGCCGCACCACACCGCACCGCACUCACUCUUUCUCUUCGUCUCGUUUCAGAAACAACUUUGUCUUUUAAAUAUUAUUGUAUCUAGAAAUUUGGUUGAUAAAAUUCCCUCCAAAAUUUUGCCUAGGCUCUCUAAUAUUACUGGAAUCGCCACUGGAUAUAGGGUUACUAAUCACCGAGCUACAAUCACCGCCUCCGCAGUAGCUCUCAACAAUGGACAACAAACUCGAACACAAACCCUUACCUGAUGAUAGUGAAACUCAACACAAACAACAACAAGAAGAAGAAGAAGAAGAAGAAGAAGACUCAGAGUCGUAUUCUUCGGAUUCAGAAAUCGACGAUGCUUUGGAUUGGUUGGAUUCAAGAAAUGAUGACGAAUAUGAAUCCAUUAAUGGGUCUUCGCUUAAUUCGUGGCGCCCUAAUGCUCAUGGUGGUCACCAUUCUCAUUCUUCUACCCUCCAACCUCUCUCCAAUCGGAAUCAAAGAUUCUCUCACCAUAUUCGUGCUUCUCCAUUGGACGAGUGGGAAGGUAGAAUGAAUAUUGCCAUGUCUAACACCGUCACAACAGCCAUUCGCGGAAGUGUCCGAGACAUGGCCAUUGGUAAAACUAAAACUACUGAGAAAGCUGACCGAGCCACCGUUGAGCAAGCAAUUGAUCCAAGAACACGCAUGGUUUUAUUCAAGAUGCUCAACAGAGGUGUGUUUCAAGAUAUGAAUGGAUGCAUUUCAACUGGAAAGGAAGCAAAUGUUUAUCAUGCCACCAAAUCCAAUGGUCAAGAACUUGCAAUUAAAAUAUACAAAACGUCGAUUCUCGUGUUUAAGGAUAGAGAUAGAUAUGUGCAAGGAGAUUACCGGUUUAGAAAUGGGUACUGCAAGCAUAAUCCCAGAAAAAUGGUUAAAACAUGGGCAGAAAAGGAAAUGAGGAAUCUUAUGAGGCUAAAGGCAGAAGGAAUUAGGUGCCCUACUCCACAACUUCUGAGGCUACAUAUCCUGGUUAUGGAAUUUAUUGGAAAGGAUGGUUGGGCCGCUCCACGUCUCAAAGAUGCAGAUUUAUCUUUAGACAAGUUACGGGAAGGCUAUGUUGAGAUAAUUGUUGCAAUGCGGACAUUAUAUCAGAAGUGCAAAUUGGUGCAUGGUGACCUCAGUGAAUAUAAUAUACUUUAUUAUGAGGGUCACUUGUAUAUUAUUGAUGUUUCUCAAGCGGUUGACCCUGACCAUCCUCAUGCUCUUGAUUUUCUGCGUGAAGAUAUUAUUCAUGUAACGGAUUUCUUUAAAAAAAAUGGUGUAGGUGUCAUGACAUUAAGAGAACUGUUUGAUUUUAUUGUUGAUGCAUCGAUUGCUGAUGAUGAUGUGGAUAGUUAUUUGGAAAAGGUGCAACAAAAAAUUCUGGCUAGAGGAGAUGUAACUGCAGAGGAUGAGAUUGCAGACUUGGUAUUUGCGCAGUCAUACAUUCCAAAGACACUAGAUGAUGUUAAGAAUGCUGAGGAGGAUGUGCAACGUAUAACAAGUGGGAAAGACACUGAAGGUUUAUAUUAUCAGACGAUUACUGGACUUAAACACGCUCUCACAAUAACCGAACCUUCCCUGCAAAAUGACCAGCAAAAGCAGAUAUCAAAUACUACAGAAGAUUCACUUGUCAUCUCUGACGGUAAACCCAACCACUUAGAAAAUGAUGCCGAGUAUCAAUCCGGCGAGGACGAAGAUAAUGAAAGUGACUAUGAAGAGAUUUCGUUUUCUGAAAGUGAUCCAGAUACUCCUCUUGAUAAGAAAUUGGCUAAGAAAGAAGCUAGAAAAGAAAAUAAAAAGAAGGUGAAAGAGGAGAAAAGAGAAUCAAGGAAAACCAAAGUCCCCAAGGCUGUGAAGAAAAGAAAGAAAAAAUUGUCUAAAGCCCACAAGACAAGAUAGACAGAAGUUAUUUGUAAUGGUUAUAUGAGUGUAGGUUUUGAAUUUUUAGAUAAAAGUUAUUUUACAGCAAAUGAAAUGAAAAAAAUUAGUAAGUUUGUUUUCUUAGCAUAUAUGAGAUAUUAGAAUUAAUUUUAUGAAUCUUUCAAUUUUGUUGUGGAUGUUUAGUUUCUACAUAUGCAAAAUGGAUUUUCACUAUUGAUUGUUAAUUAUUGUUAUUAUUAU
This is a messenger RNA of Trifolium pratense (red clover), 2348 nucleotides long. Its product is annotated as serine/threonine-protein kinase rio1-like. Gene Ontology annotation, molecular function: protein serine/threonine kinase activity; ATP binding. The coding region runs from base 435 to 2126 and encodes 563 amino acids. Lineage: Eukaryota; Viridiplantae; Streptophyta; Magnoliopsida; Fabales; Fabaceae. The transcript has 10 exons. The record is from RefSeq and is a predicted model, not a curated record.